UGACCCACUCAGGAAGGAGAAGAACCAGUAUGAGUCAGAAGAGAUUCACUCUCUCUGACAACAUCCAAAAUGCCGUGUAAACUGCUAAAUCUAUGUGAGUAUGAAACCCAUAAACUGGUCCGAAUACAAAGUGCAAGGCUGGGAUCGCUGAAAUGGACAUUUAACGGAGCCAUACUGAUGUUCAUCUGCAUUGUAAUGUUCUGGAACAAGGAGUACCAAGAACACGACUAUGUGGUCAGCUCUGUUACUGCUAAGGUCAAGGGAGUGGCCAUGACCAGCUUGCCAGAUGUUGGUGAUAUAGUAUGGGAUGUUGUAGAUUACAGUGGGCCAUCACAGGGAAAGAAUUCAUUUUUCGUGGUGACCAAUGUCAUUGUUACAAAAAAUCAAAGGCAAGGAAAAUGCCCUGAGGUCCCUCCUUAUGGAAAAGUGUGUUGGACAGACAAGGACUGUGUGAAGGGGUUCUGGGAUCAGAACAGCCACGGGGUUCAGACAGGUGCAUGUGUGAAGUUUGAUGUAAAACAGAAAACAUGUGAGGUGUCUACAUGGUGCCCCAUAGAAACCAAGAAAACACCCCCCAAGCCUGCUCUCUUGGCAUCAGCUGAGAACUUCACAGUCCUCAUCAAGAACAACAUCAGAUUCCCAAACUUUAACUUCAUUAGAAGGAACAUCCUCCCUGAGAUGACGGACAGCUACCUGAAGCACUGCCAAUUUAACAGGCGUACAGACCCCUGGUGCCCCAUCUUCCGCCUCGGGGACAUUGUGCAGGAGGCCAGAGAGAACUUCUCAGAGAUGGCAGUUGAGGGUGGCGUCAUUGGGAUCCAAAUUAAGUGGGAUUGUAAUCUGGACGGGUUCUUGCGGAACUGUCUGCCCAAAUACUCCUUCCACCGGCUGGAUGAGAAGGAGAGCAACAGAACUCUGUACCCUGGUCUCAACUUCAGGUUUGCUAGAUAUCAGACAGAAAAAGGUGUUGGGGAGAGAACCCUGUUUAAAGCGUUUGGGAUCAGGUUUGAUGUCAUGGUAUUCGGAAAGGCAGGAAAAUUCAGCAUAAUCCAACUGAUCAUCUAUAUUGGAUCAACUCUAUCCUAUUAUGCACUGACCACGUUAUUCAUUGACUGGCUCAUUGGGACCAGCUGCUUCUCUAAAGAAGCCAGACAGAACUACUCAGAGAAAAAGGUUGAAUCUGUUCAGGACAGACAACAGUGCAUUCUUUGUGUCUCGUUUGUGGACGAGAACCAUAUAAGAGUGGUGAAAAGAUCAAAUAGGAAAAGUUUACAACAAGUGAAGCCCAUGUCCGUUCACCCAUUCAAGGAUGACAUAAGGCACCUGAGUGCCAUGGCUGGUGUUUUGCAGAAAGGGCACAGCAUAGACAAGCAGCCCCAGGCUCUCCCUCGGCCCAGCCGUCCAGCCUGGUGUCUGUGUGGCUGCUGCCUCCCCUCCACCCAUCCCCAGGAGCAGCUGUGCUGCAGGAUGAGCAGAGGUCGCUGCAUCACCACCUCCUCCUUGUUUGAACAGCUGGUGCUGAGUCGGCCCUUGUUGGAGGCAGUGUUGCUGUACAGGGAGCCUCUUUGUGAGCUGACCGAGGGGGAGCAGUGGACCACCGCCAUGCGCCACUGCGCCUACAAUCAGUAUAUCACCUGGAGAUUUGGGGCCCCACCCAGAGAAAGCCUUCCUGUCAUACCCAGUUGUAGUGUGUGGAGAAUCAGAAAGGAAUACUCCAGCCAAGAUGGAGAGUACACUGGCAUGAGUACCAGAAGAACUACUUCUCCCCAGUCCAGCCCUAACACAUAGCUUUAGGGAAGAGGGAGAGUCAGUGUUCUAGAAAGCAGUGUUCUAUAUAGAAAUCAGAGACUGGUCCUCAUCAUGUAACAGCUGUAUCAUGCAUUUGUACUGGUGUAUUUAUCUAUCUAAUCUUCCAUUCUGCAUUAAGGUUAACAUUUUCAACUUGAUCAUUAUUCUCGCCUAUAGAUAUUGUGUCUAUCCAUCCCACUGUCUAGAGACCAUAAAUGAUGAAAAGGGCUCCCAAGUGGCGCAGCGGUCUAAGGCAUUGCAUCUCCGUGCUAGAGGCGUCACUACAGACCCUGGUUUGAAUCCAGGCUGUAUCACAAUCCGCCGUGAUUGGGAGUCCCAUAGGGCGGUGCACAAAUGGCCCAGCGUUGUUCGGGUUUGGCUGGUAUGGGCCGUCAUUCUAAAUAAGAAUUUGUUCUUAACUGACUUGCCUAGUUAAAUAAAGGUACAAUUUAAAAAAUAUACAUUGGGGAGAACAAGUAUUUGAUAGACUGCUGAUUUUACAGGUUUUCUACUUACAAAGCAUGUAGAGGUCUGUAAUUUUUAUCAUAGGUACACUUCAACUGUGAGAGACGGAAUCUAAAACAAAAAUCCAGAGAAUCACAUUGUAUGAUUUUUAAGUAAUUAAUUUGCAUUAUACUGCAUGACAUAAGUAUUUGAUCGCCAACCAACCAGUAAGAAAUCCAGCUCUCACAGACCUGUUAGUUUUUCUUUAAGAAGCCCUCCUGUUCUCCACUCAUUACCUGUAUUAACUGCACCUGUUUGAACUCGUUACCUGUAUAAAAGACACCUGUCCACACACUCAAUCAAACAGACUCCAACCUCUCCACAAUGGCCAAGACCAGACAGCUGUGUAAGGACAUCAGGGAUAAAAUUGUAGACCUGCACAAGGCUGGAAUGGGCUACAGGACAAUAGGCAAGCAGUUUGGUGAGAAGGCAACAACUGUUGGCGCAAUUAUUAGAAAAUGGAAGAAGUUCAAGAUGACGGCCAAUCACCCUCGGUCUGGGGCUCCAUGCAAGAUCUCACCUCGUGGGGCAUCAAUGAUCAUGAGGAAGGUGAGGGAUCAGCCCAGAACUACACGGCAGGACCUGGUCAAUGACCUGAAGAUAGCUGGGACCACAGUCUCAAAGAAAACCAUUAGUAACACACUACGCCGUCAUGGAUUAAAAUCCUGCAGUGCACGCAAGGUCCCCCUGCUCAAGCCAGCGCAUGUCCAGGCCUGUCUGAAGUUUGCCAAUGACCAUCUGGAUGAUCCAGAGGAGGAAUGUGAGAAGGUCAUGUGGUCUGAUGAGACAAAAAAUGUAGCUUUUUGCUCUAAACUCCACUCGCCGUGUUUGGAGGAAGAAGAAGGAUGAGUAUAACCCCAAGAACACCAUCCCAACCAUGAAGCAUGGAGGUGGAAACAUCAUUCUUUGGGGAUGCUUUUCUGCAAAUGGGACAGGAUGACUGCACCGUAUUGAGGGGAGGAUGGAUGGGGCCAUGUAUCGCGAGAUCUUGGCCAACAACCUCCUUCCCUCAGUAAGAGCAUUGAAGAUAGGUCGUGACUGGGUCUUCCAGCAUGUCAACAACCUGAAAAACACAGCCAGGGCAACUAAGGAGUGGCUCCGUAAGAAGCAUCUCAAGGUCCUGGAGUGGCCUAGCCAGUCUCCAGACCUGAACCCAAUAGAAAAUCUUUGGAGGUAGCUGAAAGUCCGUAUUGCCCAGCGACAGCCCCGAAACCUGAAGGAUCUGGAGAAGGUCUGUAUGGAGGAGUGGGCCAAAAUCCCUGCUGCAGUGUGUGCAAACCUGGUCAAGAACUACAGGAAACGUAUGAUCUCUGUAAUUGCAAAGAAAGGUUUCUGUACCAAAUAUUAAGUUCCGCUUUUCUGAUAUAUCAAAUACUUAUGUCAUGCAAUAA
This is a messenger RNA of Oncorhynchus masou masou (cherry salmon), 3683 nucleotides long. RefSeq names its product P2X purinoceptor 4-like. The transcript has 13 exons. The record is from RefSeq and is a predicted model, not a curated record. The coding region runs from base 70 to 1788 and encodes 572 amino acids. NCBI's taxonomy places the organism in Eukaryota, Metazoa, Chordata, Actinopteri, Salmoniformes, Salmonidae. Gene Ontology annotation, cellular component: nuclear inner membrane; plasma membrane. Gene Ontology annotation, molecular function: ATP binding; purinergic nucleotide receptor activity; extracellularly ATP-gated monoatomic cation channel activity. Gene Ontology annotation, biological process: response to ATP; cell surface receptor signaling pathway; calcium ion transmembrane transport.